AUGGUCACUUUCAGCGAUCUCAAGUUCAUAUCGCCCUCUGCGCUUCGCGGGUGGUUCCGAAACGGCCCCCCCAGCGAACGGCGCUUCACCGUAAUCGACGUCAGAGACAGCGACUACGUGGGUGGACACAUCAGGGGCUCCUGGCACUAUCCAUCGAGCGAGUACGUUUCGCAGUUGGCGGAGAUCAGACAGCGGCUCGUGGCAGAGAAUGUGGGCGAUGUGGUGUUCCACUGCGCGUUGUCGCAGCAGAGAGGGCCGUCUGCUGCGCUCAAGUUCAUCCGGUCGUUGGACGAGCCUGGCAGCGACCCUGAAGCGUUGCGAGGCCUCCAGGUGUGGGUAUUGGAGGGCGGCUUCACCAAGUGGCAGCAACAGUACGGCGAGGAUAGCGCUGUUACUGAGGGAUACGACAAGGAGCUCUGGCAGUGGCAGUAG
This is a messenger RNA of Suhomyces tanzawaensis NRRL Y-17324, 432 nucleotides long. RefSeq names its product phosphatase. Lineage: Eukaryota; Fungi; Ascomycota; Pichiomycetes; Serinales; Debaryomycetaceae. The record is from RefSeq and is a predicted model, not a curated record. Gene Ontology annotation, cellular component: cytoplasm; nucleus. Gene Ontology annotation, molecular function: protein tyrosine phosphatase activity. Bases 1 to 432 code for a protein of 143 amino acids. The transcript has a single exon.